AUGCCGUGCAUUAACAACCCGGUUUUCUAUAACGGAGCUUUCUACUGCUUAGAUUAUAAUGGUAUGUUAGGAGUUUUUAGUUUGGAAGGUGGUGUCAGUUGGAAAGUACUCUCGAAGUCCUUGAAACAAUUCAGUGGCUUUUAUCCAAGUUAUUUGGUGGAGUGUGAUGAAAAGCUAUUAUUAGUGAAUAUAGGACAGAGUGGAAAAUUGGUAGAGAUUCAUAGAUUGGAUGAUGAGGAGAUGGUUUGGGUUAAACUGAACAGUUUGGGAAAGCGUGCGUUGUUCAUCAACUAUACAUCCAGUUUUUCAGCAGUCGCUCCACGGAGUUGCAUGGAGAACAAUAUCUACUUCCCUAAGUUAUACGCUGAAAAGGUUUUGUACUAUUCUCUUGAUACAUGUAGGUAUCGUUCUGUUGGGAGUCACCAACACUCUUCGCAAGAUUUUCACCGUACAAAGGAAAGAUCAAACUGCACUUGGAUUGAACCUAACUGGUCUCUAGCGAGUAUAUUUAUAGAGUCUGACUUCUCAUGCUUUCCAUUUAAAAGCCAGUACUAG
Papaver somniferum (opium poppy) is the source of this 555-nucleotide messenger RNA. RefSeq lists its product as uncharacterized. The record is from RefSeq and is a predicted model, not a curated record. The transcript has a single exon. Lineage: Eukaryota; Viridiplantae; Streptophyta; Magnoliopsida; Ranunculales; Papaveraceae. Bases 1 to 555 code for a protein of 184 amino acids.